UGACGUUUUGGACUCAGUGAAGGUAGGGUGUAAGUUCCCGCUCCGCCGCUCCUUCGUCUGUGAAAGUUGAACGCUUCUUUGGUCUGUCACGAGGAAAGGAGAAAAUCUACUUUCCAUCUUGUUUUGGAGCGGGAGGAGCGACGGACAGAAUCAGUGAAGAGAAAACGACAAGAAAAGAUAAGAACAACAACCAGUGAAUAAACAGUGAAGUGAAAGAUAAAAAAAAAUGAAAUGGAAAAUAAAGAAACAAAAUACUGAAGAAAAAAGGUGAAAAAAAUCAAACUCAAACAAUUAAAAACUAAAAAAAAAAAAAAAAGUGGUGAAAGAAAAUUGUGAGAAAAAUGAACGAAAGAAGUGAACUGAAGUGAAAAUAUUUGGCGUAAGUGAAGCAGAGAGAGAGAGAGAGAGAGAGAGAGAGAGAGAGAGAGAGAGAGAGAGAGAGAGAGAGAGAGAGAGAGAUAACGUGUUUUCUCUCUCCCUCCAAGUGACAAGGUUUAUGUUCACGCGGUAAUAAUAAACAAAGAAAUAUAGAGAAAGCAGAGAAAGAAGAAAGAAGAGAAGAAAAAAAUGGCGGAGCAGCAGGACUGGCUAAGGAUUGAUGUUAGGCCUGGUUGGGGCUCCUGCUCCUCACUGCUGUCUGCCUGUCUGUUACUGCUCAAACCAGGGAUGGGACGUGUCGUGUGUGUGUCUGGGGGACUGACUGGCUGCUCUGGGGUGUUAGGUGACGAUGAGGUCCUACCGAGGAGUGGCGGGGGAGGAGGAGGAGAGGAGGGGAGGCUGAGGGAGGCACGGCUCUGAUGGCACCCUCACCCUUACCCUUAAAACAGAAGCCCCAGGUACACCCACACCCCUACACCAAGCCACACCCCUACACCAAGCCACACCUACACCCAACACACCUUUCAUAAGUAACACACCCAACACACCCACGCACACAAGUCCACCCACACACCUCCACCAUGUCCACCACCACCACCUCCCUUACCUCCACGCCCCCCAGCAGCACCCCCCACGACCCCUACACGGAGAUAGAGCUUUACCUGCGACGUGCCCAGGAGGAAAUCAGCGCUGUUUUUGGCGAUGCUGAGGUAACCCCGGUCACCCCGCCCACACCCACGCCCAUCCCCACGCCCACCUCCGCCAGAAAGGGCCGGGACCCCACCCAAGUCCCGCCUUACUCGACGCCAGAGCUGUGCACCGCCCGCGCCGCCCCGCCGACGCACUCCCAGCCUCAGAAAACCACGGCGCGCCUCGGCACCCAGCCUGCCCCACGCCCCACGAUGGCGCCGCGCCGCCCCCGGUUGCCCCGCGCCGACCCACACCUGCAGGAGUGGUCGCGUGGUCUGCUGAGAGACUUCCAGCGGCUGGUGGACCAGGAGUUGCGCGCCCUCGGUGGAGCAGCUUCCGAGACCACCAACGGGACCUUAGACGCCUCCACUCCGGACGGUGGCGCUGAAGAAGAAAAGUCUGAGAGUGAAAGUGGAGACGAGGAGGCGUGGGGCAGGGAUGAGAGCCUGACGGGGCGGCCAGUGAGGCGGGCCCGCUGCCCAAGACAUGGGCGCCACACAGAGCAAUGAACGCGGGCCUCCGUGGGUUGGGAGACGCCAAGACCUACACGCUGCCACGGACAGGCGGCCGCCGCAGUGUGAGCGUGAGUGGUGCGGCGCACGUGGUGUACCCGCACCUCCACGGGCCACCCUGACGCCCCUGACCCCGGGGUGUCGCCUGCUGCGGGUCAAUCCCCGACUGUCCCGCUCACACUCCCUGGACGAGGUGUGUCCCCUCAGCCCCUGGGCCAUACACCACCUGGCCCUCAUCGACGCCCGCCCACGCUGCCAAGACUCCCACGUCUACCCACACCAGCAGCAACAAAGCCAGCGAACCCACGGCAAUGAAAGUCACCAUGCUCGAGGCUCCACCCUCUGCCCCCGUCUCUCGAGCAGUGCGGUCCGGGAUUGCAAGGAAGACAGGCCGCCCAGAAAUGUUCAACGAACAAUGGGCGACCACCGACCAAUGGCUGGCAGGAGCCUCCCGCAUCUCCCACGGGGCCGCCGCCUCCCAGCCCGGCCAUAACCCAUCUUCACCUCCGGAGUGUCUGCAUUCACGCCUGAGGACCUGCGAAAAGGCGUGUGUGAGUCGUGGGGCGUGGGCAGACCAGGAUGAUGCAUGCAGCUUGACAGACCGCCCAUGUGACUCAGUGGAGUGCGCGCACUGCCGGGCGAAGGUCGGCAACAAACUCCCCGCGCCCACCCCGCCUGGAGGUGGAACCCUACCACCCUGAUGAUAGUCUGUCUGAUGAUCCGACGCAAGAGAACGAAGAGCGACACCGUCAGGAGAGGCGCAGCGAAACCUGCUCUGGCAGGCACCCACGGCCCCAGAGCCUGUGGACAGCCGCCGCCACACUCUGCCUGUCCCCCCGCACUGGCGGGGUGUCGCGGCUCACCGUACCGCCCCCUGUGUUCUGCGCCUCUUCGUGGGAGACUCUGCCGCCUGCGGACGAACUGGAGGUUGAACUAGAAGAAAAGACCAUCACGGAAGCACUAUCGCUGCCACCCGUGCCCUCAGCACCCCCCUGCCCCCAACAGCCCCACCUCCUCGCACUCCCUCAACUCGUCCCUCUCGUCACUGUCGCACAUCAGCGUGCACCGCGACCACUCUGAGUGUGACUCGUGGCCCUCAUCCCCUGCUGCCGAUCCCGUUCGCUGCACCGAGUUGCCCUUCCUUCCUGGCUUUACGCCUUCCCCUGUCCCUCCCGUGUUGCCCUCCCCGCUCGCAAGCCCCCAACUGUGCCGCUGCGAGAGCCAGCCGACCCGCGGCUGUUCCUGAACCACCGCCUCCCAUCACCGGCACGCUGGCACGUGGAGCCACCCAGCCCUCAAGGGACCGCCGGGGACAUUGUCUUCUCUGUCACAAUCCCACCCACGCCCCCCAGCCCCAAAGACACUGCCCACAUGGGAGUAUCAAAUAACAGCAGCGGCGCAGGCCACGCUCGCGAUGCCCCUGACGACGUGCCCGACGCGCCGAGAACCCCUCGUCGCGGAGCACCCCGCCGUGAACGGCCUGGACGGCACCCCCCGCCCCCGUAGAGGAGAGCCGGAAGCCGACACCACGACGGCCCGCGGCGCCAACCAGACAACGCAGCUUCUCCCCUGGACGAGAGCCGGGCCGCGUCUCGACCACGCCCGCGGACUCAAAACACCCAGAUACAGACGAUCCCUGCGGAGCCCAUAGACGACUUCCUCCGGGCAGUAGAGUCUCGUAUCCCUCGGAACAGCCUGCCAAUCUCCCCUCCCCCGCCUAUACCCCUCGUUUCGCCGCCCUCUACGCCCGCCUCCACGCCCUCCACCCAAGACGGUCCCUCCCCGCCCACUGUCGUGCUGGACGCCUUCACUCAAACGUCCCCCGCCCCCCUCGCCGCCUUCUGCCUCCCGUGCCUCCUCCGACGCCCUUCCUUAGCGAGUGUGGCUGUGACGACCACACCUUCCCUCGAACCCUGCCCCUCUCUCGCUCGCUCUCACAGUCUCGGAAGACGAUUACGACGAAGAUGACGACGAGGACGACGACGACGACUGGUCAGCAGACGAAUCAGUGUCGUCGUCUUCGCCGCCGCACACGCCCGCCUCGCUGCCUCACGAUGACUCUUCGCUGUCACUGUCCGAGUCAACUGGACACGCUGGGGCUGAA
Messenger RNA from Scylla paramamosain (green mud crab), 3684 nucleotides. RefSeq lists its product as uncharacterized. The record is from RefSeq and is a predicted model, not a curated record. Bases 960 to 1577 code for a protein of 205 amino acids. The transcript has 6 exons. NCBI's taxonomy places the organism in Eukaryota, Metazoa, Arthropoda, Malacostraca, Decapoda, Portunidae.